AUGCAACCACUUAUAACGUUAUUCUUAUGGACCAGUUAUUGUGUUUUACGGUGCAUUGGAUUGGCGAUGGACAACACUCAUAUUACUCUAAGAGUUCGAAAUGGGAUAAAAAAACUACCUUAUUCUUCGAAAAAUAAUGCGGAUGAUAAAAGAAACUGGCAAUUGAUAACAAAUGAGUUUGUAGCACCAAGAGCGAAGUCAUCAUCGUUCGUGAAGAAAUCCUAUGGAUUAUCAUCCGGAAGCCUCCUGCGAACCUUUAAUUCUCGUCUUCAAAGUACAAAGAUCCUUCAAGACCGUAAAUACUACAAUCAAUCAGUGCGAGCGGCGUAUGCACCUCAUAUAUAUAUUUCACCAGCAACUGCCAUCGUUCCUUUUUAUGAUAACGGUGCUGGAAAAAUUAAUGAGACCAAUAUACCUUGGAAAGGUGUAGUGCAGUUACCAAAAAUGCGAGUUGAACAUAGGACGAAAGAAUUCAGAAUAAGUGAUAAUUCAAACGAAAUUGCUUUGGCUCCAGUUAUCAACAGCUUAAAUUCACCGCAGCUAUCUCCUUAUCAGCAACAAAGACGGCAGAACAUUUAUCAUUAUAAGAAGCAUUUUUAUACUCCUAAUAUUCCUGCUUCCAUUUCUUCAUCUCGAAAACAAGAAUAUGAUACUGUGCGACAACCACUUUACUACAAUCCUUGGGAUCCAUUCGGACUACUUAAUAAUCCGUUCUGGAAAUCGAUCUUUCCAAAUCUUUUUGCACCACAGCCACAGUUAUUCAUUUCAACAACGACACAAUCGGCUCGAAGCCUUGAUCUCGAACAAGGAUUGACAUUGGUACCAACGAAAUCUCCCUUGUCACCAAACCAAAAACUUACUCUUUGUUGCAAAAAGCAAAAUCUUUCACCAUCUUGCCAACUUUUAUGCAAUUAUGACACAUUUACUGAUCGAUCGCUUGUGACAGCGGUGAUAUCAAAUCAAUGUCCCGGUUAUGAGCUCGAAAAAGCAUUUAAUUGCGCCACUUCGAGGGCUGAUCAUUCGGCUUGUUGCAUAAGAAAUGGUAUCAAAGAAUACAGAAAUGGUCAUUGCAUGGUAUUUUGUACGACACACCUGGGUAAUCCACACAAUACAUUGCAAUACAUCGAUUGUUUACAAGUUUUUGAUCGUAUCAAGAACUGCUAUCGGGAUUACCAUGUAGCAAAUCCGAAUAUUCAUGAUUUAUAA
This is a messenger RNA of Brugia pahangi, 1206 nucleotides long. The record is from the annotation of a GenBank genome assembly. Lineage: Eukaryota; Metazoa; Nematoda; Chromadorea; Rhabditida; Onchocercidae.